AUGCCACUCAUCCAAGAAUCCUACGACCAUCUUCCAUAUGUCGAUACGGAGCUCGAUGCUGGAAGCCUUGCUGCUGCCAAAGCCGCUAUCGACGCCGACAUCAGGAGCGCCGGCGUAGACACUUCAGACAUGCACCCAGCGCUUAUACCAGCAGCCGCCAAGUACACACCUACCUUUUCCGACUUCAUCGCACGCGAACAUGCGCGACUCGACGAUCACCCAACUUCUAAGCUAUCUGGCGUCGACCUAAAGCGCUACGAGGAUCUCGAUGCGCCUGAGAACACAACCCCUACCAGCGACGAGGAGAGACCAGAGCUGCUGGAGCGGUGGAACAAGGCACUGAAACAGGCCUACACAAGCUCCGAGUAUGUGCAGGGCAGGCUGACGCAGUUGGGUCUCUUGGAGAAGUUUGGCAAGAAUGCGUGGCUAGUGGGCAACUCGCAACUAGAAGACAUCCUAAAGGGGAUCGAGGCUGAGCUGGCAGAUGUGAGAAAGCAACAAGAGGACAUAGAGAUACUGAGAAGAUCGCAGCAGGAUAGCGCAAGCGGUGAGAUCAAGACGCUCGAGGAGACAUGGAAGAAGGGCGUAGGAAGAGUUUUGGAGACGGAAGUCGCUGCCGAAGGGUUGAAGUUACAGAUUCUUGAGCAGAGGAGGGCAGGCGCGGUUUGA
Alternaria atra is the source of this 669-nucleotide messenger RNA. RefSeq lists its product as uncharacterized. NCBI's taxonomy places the organism in Eukaryota, Fungi, Ascomycota, Dothideomycetes, Pleosporales, Pleosporaceae. The record is from RefSeq and is a predicted model, not a curated record. The transcript is spliced from 2 exons. Gene Ontology annotation, biological process: mRNA processing. Gene Ontology annotation, cellular component: precatalytic spliceosome; Prp19 complex; catalytic step 2 spliceosome. Bases 1 to 669 code for a protein of 222 amino acids.